AAAAAGUCGGAAUAAAUCAAGGAAACAUGGUGCUCGACAUUAAGAUGUGCCGAUUUGAUAAUGUGCCCUGGGGCUUUCGUCUGGUGGGCGGGGCGGACUACGAUUAUCCGCUGACGGUGGUUAAGGUGACCGAGGGCAGCAUUGCUGACGAGGCUGGACUCCGGGUCGAGGAUAUCAUCGUGCGCAUCAAUGACACGGCUGCCAUGCCCCUUACCCACGACGAGGCGCACCGCCUCAUUAUGGGCAGUGGAAGCGUCUUCUACUUUGGCGUCUACCGGGAGAACGAGGAGGACGCCUACGAGUGCCUAAAGAAGUUUCCCACGAGCGAGGGUUCAUUGACCAUGUCACCAAUGCCGACCAUUUCACCGUCGCCGACUCCAUCGCUGACCCAGCUGACGGAAACCACAAAUGCCCGAACUCCGGAACCGGAGCCAUUCGUUCCGCUACCCCGGGAACACGCUGCUGCGACUAUGGCGGCUCCUGCUGUGGAAGUGGAUGUGGAUGUCCUGGCGGAAUGUCGCCAAGCCGUGUCGGAAGUGCAUUCGGAAGAGAAACGCGGGGAUGUGAAUGGGCAUGAUGCACCAGCCCAAGCAGAAGAAGGAGCCCAUCCCGUCGAGACUCUCUACUUGCCCGAUUUGCCCGAUCGUCCGUGCUCGGCGCUGUCCGAAAGGCAGGAAAUUAAGCUGGUGGAGGAGGAAAUUGCAGCCGUGCUGUCCGGCGAGUCGGAGGUGCUCAAGGAGCACAAUGUCCUUGGCGUCAAUUUCUAUAGGAUCUUCCCCAAGCCGGGCGUCUGCAUGUCCAGCGAUGUCCUGCGCUCCAUCAACGAGGAGGUGACCAAGACCAAGCUGGAGAAGGACAAGGAGAACCGACAGUGGUCCACCUUCCUGCAGCGUCCCAAUCGCCCCGUUCCCAAGAGCAAGCAAUCCCUGGAGGCGGAACGACGGGCGGCCAAUGCCUACAAGGUGACGAUUGUUAAGUCAGCGCCACGGGAAAAGUCGCCAAUGCCGGAAGCUAAGCCGGCGCCAAAAGAAGCCACGCCACCCAAGGAAGAGGAGAAAAAGGAAGAGGAACCAGUGCCGGAGGAGGUAGUGGAGCCCGAACCGGAGCCCGAAAAGGAUGAGGAACCACUGCCUACGGACAGUGAGGUGCCGAAUUUGGAGCAACUUCCCGAGACCGAACUGCCGGACGAACAGCCGGAGAAGGGUGAUGCCCCCAAGGAGGUGUGCGAGCCGGAAGUGGUUAUCCAAAAAGAACCGGGCUCACCCGAUGGCAACGAAGCUUCCGAUGGUCCAGCAGGAGCAACCCCACCGGCGGAACCCAUUACUCCAGUGCCAGUUAAAAGCGAGGAGGAAUUGGCCCUGGAGCGCCAGUUGGCAGAUGUGCAGCGACAACUGGCCGCCCUCUCGUCACUGCCCUCCACCAUUCAGUCCACCCUGGAUGCAGUGACCAAACAGCUGGCCGACUUGCUGCCCACCUUUAAGCUGCAGCAGCAGGAGAAGCAGUUGCCGCAAAUCGAUGAAAAUUCAGGCAGCGAGCAGAAGGAUGAGGAUGGGGUGACCACUACCACCAACACCAUCAACACCGCAGGCGAAACAGAGGAUGCAGGCAAGGACAUAUCCAUAUCUGGAAGUGACAACCCACCGGUGGGGCCAUGUGAGAGUAAUGAGGAUAGAUGCGAUGCCAAUGACCGGGAAGUGGCGGAAAUAUCGCGCUCCACUGACGACAAUCGCCUGGCCAAGGACAAGAAAAAGGAUCUGGAUCAGGAGCAGCAGCAACAGCAGCAGGAGCCUCUGUCCGAGGAGCAGAACUUCAAGAAGCAGAAGAGACACGAUGUCAUUGAGGAGCUCGAGGAGCAUUUGGUACGCAAAAACAAUCCCCGGCGGUCGAAGCGGGCCUUUGGGCCAUUGGUCCCAUCCUCGGAGCGUCCGUUGGUCCUUCCCGGCGGACGGCGCUGGUACCGUCCCAAGGAUGCCUACAACGAUGAGUUCAUUGCCGAGACCCUGAGCGCCCAGGCGGAGCUCAUCACGGGCAGCACUCUCGGGGUCAACUUCAUGAAGUACCAGAAGCCGGAGCGCAAAAUCGAUCUGAAUCGCAGCGAGGUGUACAAGUAUCUCAAUCCGCAUCUGGACAGGGCGCCCGUGCGUGGCAUCGAGGUGCGUGCUCCUCUGGUGGCCGCCGAGUCCGACAUUCGCCAGUCACUGCAAUCGUAG
This is a messenger RNA of Drosophila simulans, 2210 nucleotides long. RefSeq names its product enolase-phosphatase E1 (gene Zasp67). The record is from RefSeq and is a predicted model, not a curated record. NCBI's taxonomy places the organism in Eukaryota, Metazoa, Arthropoda, Insecta, Diptera, Drosophilidae. Gene Ontology annotation, cellular component: filamentous actin; Z disc; adherens junction. Gene Ontology annotation, molecular function: muscle alpha-actinin binding; actin binding. The transcript is spliced from 8 exons. Gene Ontology annotation, biological process: muscle structure development; actin cytoskeleton organization. The coding region runs from base 27 to 2210 and encodes 727 amino acids.